Molecule: messenger RNA, 2301 nt
Organism: Elgaria multicarinata webbii
Lineage: Eukaryota; Metazoa; Chordata; Lepidosauria; Squamata; Anguidae
Gene: SIM2
Product: SIM bHLH transcription factor 2
Exons: 11
Coding region: 1-2301 (766 amino acids)
Biological process (GO): regulation of transcription by RNA polymerase II
Molecular function (GO): protein dimerization activity; DNA-binding transcription factor activity, RNA polymerase II-specific; RNA polymerase II transcription regulatory region sequence-specific DNA binding
Source: RefSeq, a predicted model, not a curated record
AUGAAGGAGAAGUCCAAGAACGCCGCCAAGACGCGGCGGGAGAAGGAGAACGGCGAAUUCUACGAGCUGGCCAAGCUGCUGCCGCUGCCUUCGGCCAUCACCUCCCAGCUGGACAAGGCGUCCAUCAUCCGCCUCACCACCAGCUACCUGAAGAUGAGAGCCGUCUUCCCAGAAGGUUUGGGAGAUGCUUGGGGGCAGCCGAGCAGACUAGGCCCCUUGGAUAAUGUCGCGAAAGAGCUGGGCUCGCAUUUGCUUCAGACUCUGGAUGGGUUUGUUUUUGUGGUAGCAUCUGAUGGCAAAAUAAUGUAUAUCUCAGAAACAGCUUCUGUACAUCUAGGUUUAUCCCAGGUAGAACUCACUGGUAAUAGCAUUUAUGAGUAUAUACAUCCAUCAGACCAUGAUGAAAUGACAGCAGUUCUAACUGCUCAUCAGCCUCUUCAUCCUCAUCUCUUACAAGAAUAUGAAAUAGAGAGAUCUUUUUUUCUGCGAAUGAAGUGUGUCUUGGCCAAGCGAAAUGCAGGAUUAACAUGUAGCGGUUACAAGGUGAUCCACUGCAGCGGCUAUUUGAAGAUACGGCAGUACAUGUUGGAUAUGUCUUUGUAUGAUACCUGUUACCAAAUUGUGGGGCUGGUUGCUGUAGGUCAAUCAUUACCUCCCAGUGCAAUCACUGAGAUCAAACUUCAUAGUAAUAUGUUUAUGUUCAGAGCAAGCCUGGACUUAAAACUAAUAUUCCUAGAUUCCAGAGUCACUGAAUUAACUGGAUAUGAACCACAGGACCUGAUUGAAAAGACUCUCUACCACCAUGUGCAUGGAUGUGAUGUAUUUCAUUUACGAUAUGCUCACCAUCUCUUACUGGUGAAAGGACAAGUUACAACCAAGUACUAUCGGUUGCUGUCAAAGAACGGUGGCUGGGUUUGGGUCCAGAGCUAUGCCACCAUUGUACACAAUAGCCGCUCAUCACGACCUCACUGCAUAGUGAGUGUCAAUUAUGUCCUAACAGAUAUAGAAUAUAAGGAACUUCCGUUAUCAUUGGACCAAGUCACCAUUUCUAAAUCACAGUUUUCAUGCAGAAACUCAGUAUCUACCUCACAAGAAACAAGAAAGGCAACAAAACCUAGAAGUAAUAAAAUGAAGACAAAACUUAGAACAACACCUUAUCCACAGCAGCAAUACGGCUCCUUCCAGACAGACAAACUGGAAUGUGGCCAGGUUGGAAGCUGGAGAUCCAACUCCACAGCAAAUUCUGCCACCAUCCAAGAACAAGCCUUCCAUUCAGAAAACAGCGAACUUUUAUAUACCCCAUCGUACAGCUUACCUUUCUCUUACCAUUAUGGACACUUCCCUGUAGACCCUCAUGUAUUCAGUAGCAAAAAACAAAUGCUGCCUUCUAAAUUUGGGCAGUCUCAAGGAACACCUUGCGAAGUAGCUCGGUUUUUCUUAAGUACAUUGCAGACAAGUGGAGAGUGCCAAUGGCACUAUGCCAAUUCUCUUGUAUCAGGCAGCCAAUCGCCAUCUAAAAGUCCUUCUGAUCAGACAGCAAGCAACGUACGCCAUAAUCUCUUACAGGGCUAUGAAGUGCCACUAACAAAUAGAAGAUACAGCCCAGAAGGUACAUCAGACAGCUUUGCAAGCUGUGCUACUCUAACACCAAAUAGCAGAUACAAAGAAGAUAUCUAUGAUUCCAGUAUUAUAAAACACAGCAAAAUGGAAAGCAGAAUAUACCCAGCACAUCAUCAUCUCGUUAAAGAAGAAAAUAAGCUAGUUUUCAAUAGAGACUUACAAGAAAAAAGUAAUAUUAGUGAAAAGCCCUUUUCAAACUCCUUAGCUAACUCCUUUUUGUCAAAAUCAGAAUGUUUCCAAGCGAAAUCAAUUGGACAACUUAGCCACCUUCUCCCAGUUCCAACAGUAUAUGAACAAAGAAGAAUUUGCAUGAAAGAACCAAAAUAUGAGCACGUUGCCCAUCAUGCUACAAAUCUAGGUGAGCUGGAAACAGACAACAGGAUGACAUUAAAGCUUGAUCAUGACUCUGAAAAUGAUCAUACAGUGGAUGUGAGACACACAGGGCAAGUUCCUUUUGUACUUCUGAACUACCACCGGGUUUUAGCCAAACAUGGGACAUUUCAAACCUCUUCAUGUACUGCCACAGGACAUGUAGCAGAAAAUUACGGACAUGGUUCUGAAGAAGUAAAUAUGUUUUACAAAAGCCAAAGUCCCUCAUCAACCUCUUCCCCUGAAACUCACAAGGAUUCUGCACUUCCCCAUUAUAUCGGAACGUCUGUAAUAAUAGCCAAUGGGAGGUGA